GACGCAGCGAAGUGGCGUAACCCCAGCUGUGCUCCCGUUCAACUCUAUCACAACCCUUGCGCAGAUCGCGCAGUUUACGUUCUUCGGCCGGAGUGACAAAGAGAACGAGCACAGACCGACGGAGAAGAUAUAAAAAAGGAAAUUUCUGAAUUACCGUGCGGAUUCUGAUCACCGUUUCCUUUCGGAACCGCACGUUUGGCUCGUUUCUUGAACUACCCGUGUACAUUUGGGAUUUCUUAUCUGGUCAUCCGUGUGCAUGGAGUUAAGUGGGUCGGGGCGGCCGAGGAUAUCAGUCUUGAAAUUUGGCAAUUGGAAAAUUCUGAGUAUCGUUGGUUAGAGCAAGGAAGCCGCCAUGGCUGGUGCCACAGGAUCACUGGGUCUCCACCUCAGUAUAUGAAAAAUACUGAAUGGUGAUGAAAAACCACUUCAGUUUCUCAGCGUUUUGAGGGUAUUUUAGACACGGACCGUGUUCUUUGUGUAAAUCUCUGUUCCUGUCAGAGGGAAAGAAAGAGACGAGGAUCGUUGGGUUUCGUUCGAGCGGAACUGGGAAAAGGCCAAUUUCAUGAGUGUCUUAAUUCAUGACCGAAUUUAUCUGAGGUUUCAUCCUUGAAGGUAAAACUGAUAAUCACAGGAAAAUUAUGAUCUGAUCUGAAGAAGUUCCCUGAAUAAAUCGAUCGCGAAGGGACCCCGGACAGCCGAGCCGCUUUAGCCCAUUUUCCUUCUGAUUUAAGUCGUAGACAAACUGCUUCCCACUGGUCGAAACGGAUUCGUUUAAGACUAACGGUCGUAUUUUACUCUGAGAGACGUCUGCGUGGGAUUUCGGAUUGGAAAAUGUCCGGUCGGCCCAGAACCACCUCCUUCGCAGAGAGCUGCAAGCCAGUGCCGCAGCCGUCAGCGUUCGGCAGCAUGAAAGUCAGCAGAGAUAAAGAUGGCAGUAAAGUGACCACAGUGGUGGCGACCCCUGGACAGGGACCUGACCGGCCGCAGGAGGUCAGCUACACCGACACCAAGGUCAUCGGGAACGGCUCUUUUGGCGUGGUCUAUCAGGCCAAGCUGUGUGACUCAGGAGAACUGGUGGCCAUUAAGAAGGUCCUUCAGGACAAGCGAUUUAAGAACCGUGAGCUUCAGAUCAUGCGAAAACUGGACCACUGCAACAUUGUGCGUCUGCGUUACUUCUUCUACUCCAGUGGAGAUAAGAAGGAUGAGGUGUAUCUGAAUCUGGUGCUGGACUACGUCCCGGAGACCGUCUACAGAGUGGCGAGACACUACAGCCGCGCUAAGCAGACCCUUCCCAUGGUUUAUGUAAAGUUGUACAUGUACCAGCUCUUCAGGAGUCUGGCCUACAUCCAUUCCUUUGGGAUCUGCCAUCGGGACAUCAAGCCGCAGAAUCUGUUGCUGGACCCAGACACGGCCGUGCUCAAACUCUGUGACUUUGGCAGUGCUAAGCAGUUAGUACGUGGGGAGCCCAAUGUUUCCUACAUAUGCUCACGCUACUACAGAGCCCCCGAACUCAUCUUUGGAGCAACCGACUACACCUCCAGCAUAGACGUGUGGUCAGCUGGCUGCGUGCUGGCCGAGCUCUUGCUUGGACAACCCAUUUUCCCCGGCGACAGCGGAGUGGAUCAGCUGGUGGAAAUCAUCAAGGUGCUGGGCACCCCCACACGCGAGCAGAUUCGGGAAAUGAACCCAAACUACACCGAGUUCAAGUUCCCGCAGAUUAAGGCCCACCCAUGGACUAAGGUGAGUAAACAGGUGUUUCGGCCGCGCACGCCUCCUGAAGCCAUUGCUUUGUGCUCGCGGCUGUUGGAGUACACGCCGACCGCUCGACUGACCCCGCUAGAGGCCUGCGCUCACUCCUUCUUUGAUGAACUGCGGGAUCCCAAUGUCAAACUUCCUAAUGGACGUGAGAAACCAUCCUUAUUCAACUUCACAACUCAAGAGCUGUCCAGUAACCCAUCCCUGGCCUCUAUCCUAAUUCCUGCUCAUGCACGUAACCAGACAGGAGCCUCUACCCCCACCAACGCUUCUGCCACCUCAGAUGUCAAUAGUGGAGAUCGCGGUCAGACCACAACUGCAGCCUCUGCCUCCGCCUCCAACACCUCAACCUGAGAGCCCCAGCCAAUCAGACCUGACCCUGCCUCCGAGGCCACGCCCACCCUACUGCUCACCAGCUUAUCGGGCAGGAUUCGAGUCAUGUAACCGCCACUCUUAUUCAGACUGCAAGAGCCAACAACCUUCAUUUAUGAUUUUUUUUUUUUUUUUUCGUUCAGAACGA
This is a messenger RNA of Carassius auratus (goldfish), 2275 nucleotides long. RefSeq names its product glycogen synthase kinase-3 beta-like. Gene Ontology annotation, cellular component: beta-catenin destruction complex; nucleus; cytosol. Bases 832 to 2109 code for a protein of 425 amino acids. Gene Ontology annotation, biological process: insulin receptor signaling pathway; negative regulation of TOR signaling; positive regulation of proteasomal ubiquitin-dependent protein catabolic process. NCBI's taxonomy places the organism in Eukaryota, Metazoa, Chordata, Actinopteri, Cypriniformes, Cyprinidae. The record is from RefSeq and is a predicted model, not a curated record. Gene Ontology annotation, molecular function: beta-catenin binding; tau-protein kinase activity; ATP binding. The transcript is spliced from 11 exons.